Messenger RNA from Eruca vesicaria subsp. sativa (arugula), 2064 nucleotides. NCBI's taxonomy places the organism in Eukaryota, Viridiplantae, Streptophyta, Magnoliopsida, Brassicales, Brassicaceae. The record is from the annotation of a GenBank genome assembly.
GAUCUUUCCACAACUUUCAUUUGCAACUCUUAAAUCGUCGUCAUACAGACGCCUUUACUCGAUCAAUUAGGAUCUAUUGUAGUGUUUCCAAUGGCGACAGAACAAGAAGCUGAAGUUGGUAGAGAGACUUCCUCUGUUCCGGGAAGAUUUGUAAGGAACAGAGACUUGUAUCUCUUCUUGCCUUUCCUCUUAGGCUUUUCUGGUCAAGAAUCACCAGACGGAGACGGUGAAGUUGCUUCGACGCGUGACCGUGUCAUUCUGGUCAACCCUUUUACGCAAGGGAUGAUCAUCCUCGAGGAGUCAUCUGGUUUGAAUCCUCUGCUUCGCGGCUUCCUUGAAUCACGUGAGGAAGGUCAUCCUCCAGCGUCCAAGGCUUCCAUCGAUGCGAUGCCGGUUGUUGAUAUCGACGGCUGCGAAGGAGAGUGUGUGAUCUGUUUAGAGGAGUGGAAGGAUGAGGAGACGGUGAAGGAGAUGCCGUGUAAGCAUAGGUUUCAUGGAGGAUGCAUAGAGAAAUGGUUAGGGCUUCAUGGAUCGUGUCCUGUUUGUAGGUACGAGAUGCCUGUUGAAGGGGGUGAGGUUGGGAAGAAAAAUAAUGAUGGUAGAGAGGUUUGGGUUAGGUUUAGUUUCAACGGUAGUGGUCGGAGUGUUAGAGAUUCUUCUGGUCAUGAUGGUGGAAACAGUGAAGGUGAUGCUAAUAAUACUGCUAGAUCUAGUGGCAUAAGACCCGAUGUUGAGUCCGAGAGUUAGGGUUACAGAAGAAUGAACUUGUGCCACUCUUUUGGUCCCCUUGUUCUAUGUUUUGUUUCUUGAAUUCAUGUAUUAUAAUGAAAAAAAAAAUCCAUUUUAAGAAAAUUGCAACUGCAAAACAUUUUUACGACAAGUCCCAUUAAAACUUAACCAUGUUUCAUAUGAUCAAAUCUUACUAAGUUCCACGUUGCUGCAUAUUUCCAUAUGUACGUUUUCAAAUCUUACUUGUUGGACUUCGAAGACGUUUCAAUUUCAUUGAGAGUCUUGAGACUGAAGAUGUAAGAUGUCCGUCCUGAAGUAGUCGUCGACGUAGUUGCUGAGGUAGACGUCGUGUUGAGUGGUGAAGACCAUGUAGAAUCAAGAUGCUGAGCUAGAGUCGUGUAGACUUGGAGAACAAGGGUGUAUUUUGGAGAAAAGGCAAGAGGAAUAAACUUGAGGAGCAAGUUUAUGACUUAAAGAAAGAAGAAUAAGUGCAUUUCAAAAAAAAGGAAAAUUGCACUUAAUGUUAUGGAAGAUGUCUAUAUUGUGUUUCUCGGAGACUAGGCUUUCAGGAACGUGAAGAAUAACUAUAAGAGAGUUAUGGGGUCGUCUGCAGAGAAACAGAGACACAAAGACUAAUCUUAUAGUAAGAGAGAAAAGUUCUUGGAAGUGUUCUUGGGUCGUACUGAAGCAGUGGCUGAAGUACUUGACGGAGGAGAGACAUAAGCGGUGUAGCUUAAGAAUCUUUCAGUAGCGUGUGUUAGGGUGUUAACACUAGACGUAUAAAAGCUGAAUUAAGCAGAUCUUGUAAUAGAUUGUUUAAAAGAGAUUCUAAUAAAGCGUAAGUGCUUACUUGUAGUAUUUGUCUCUUGGUUUACUUUCUGCAGUAUCUUUGUGGUGUCCCUUUUACAUCAACAGAGACGAGAUCUUAUAAUAGCAAGUGAAUCUCUAAAAGAACGACAAACAAAAGAAGAUAGGAGAGGUGGAGAUGAAUGAAAAAUAUGGAUGCUUUGUUGUGAGAGUGGAAGGAAGAGGAACGAGAUCAAACCCUUGGGCGUCACACACUUGAUUCCUUGAGUUCGAGGUUUCUAAAGGACAAAGUACAUGGAAACCGAAACAUUCGUAUUCACAACUCUUUUUAUUUUUAUUUAUCAAUAUUUUUGUUGGAUCUUUUGGGUAACUUUUUCUUCUUUGACAUGAAGUGGUUACGCGGAAUCUAUCUUGCACUGAGACCAAAUAGUACAGUUUGCAUAUUUAUCGUGUAUCACAAUUCUUACAGCCAUUUCAGCACAAUAAUGUUAUGUCGAUAAGAUGUGAAAAUGGGAUAUAUAUAUAUAU